CUAAACUGUUUUCUGUGAGCAUCCGAUUCGUAAGUUAUAUUCUGUUAAGCCUACGCCCGCUCUUGAACCCCUCGCAGUUAAUCUGGUCCCAUUAGUACACGUUCUGGGAGUUUUUGAAUCUUCAGAUAACAAUAAUUCAUCCACAACAUUGACAGAAGGAUACUUUUAUUUAGCUACGUGGGUUAUAAAACUUAAACUUUAUGAGCUUUUCUUGUAAUUUUCUGCUCGCCGUUUCUCGAAAUCAGUUUAAAUUAACGAAUGCUUCCUGAUGUUUCAGGAACCUCUUCACGACACAGAACACCAGUGAGGAGACUGACAUUCUCCUCCACGGAGUCAGCUCAGAUGUGAUGAUCCAGAUACUGGAUUAUAUUUAUUUUCGCGAGGUGGACAUCCACUCCGACAACGCUCGUCAGCUGCUUGAGGCGGCUGAGUACUUGUGUAAUCCGGACGUGCCUAAAGUAUGCUGCGACUUCCUCAAGAACGCGAUGGACGUCGACAACUGUGUCGGCAUCAUGCAUUUCGCAAGGGUUUCAAUAUCUCAGAGUUCGAAGGAGAUCGAAUCUGAGUCGGCUCUUACACUCGCCUGCGCCGACCUUGAGACUCGUGCUCGUAGCCUCGUUCUGCGCCACUUCGUGGAAGUGUCUCAGAAGAGCGAAGAACUGCUGGAACUGCCUGCAGAGGAGCUGCAAGCGAUAAUCGAGUCCGAGGAACUGAACGUGAAGGACGAGAGAGUUGUGUGGGAGUGCAUUCUCCGGUGGAUCAACCACGACCCGAACAACAGGAAAGGUCAUAUCGCGGACCUUUUGAAGGGCGUCAGACUGGGACGUCUGGACACAAAAGUUUUCAAGGAG
Messenger RNA from Zootermopsis nevadensis, 851 nucleotides. The record is from RefSeq and is a predicted model, not a curated record. Lineage: Eukaryota; Metazoa; Arthropoda; Insecta; Blattodea; Termopsidae.